Messenger RNA from Paramecium sonneborni, 1094 nucleotides. Lineage: Eukaryota; Ciliophora; Oligohymenophorea; Peniculida; Parameciidae. The record is from the annotation of a GenBank genome assembly.
AUGAGUUUCGAUAAACUAAUGCUAAAUCGGCCGAAUUAUACUGCAAAAAAAUUAUUAUAACCAUUAUUUGAAUCACCCAGACCUGAGAACUUGAUUUAAACUCCUAUAAUGAAUAGUACAGAAAAUAAAGAUAGACCAUAAAAUUAUAUGGAAACUUAAAGAAAGACUUUUCAUCAAAAAAAUGAUUCUAAUAAAUCUUAAUCUAUUAGCAUAAAAAAAUAAAGAGUUUAAGAAGCCUAUAAUUCAUUAUCAGAUUUUAAUGAUAAAAAAUAAAUAAUUGCAUCUCUUAAAACUUUGAAUUCUGCUGAUGAGAGGUUGAACUUUUGUAAUAAAUUAGAAUUCAAUUAAUUGAUAAAAUUUUAGAGAGAAAAGAUGAAAUGAUGGUAGCAUAAUUAAAAUUAAAAGCAGUUAAAUUAGAACCUAUUUUCAAUGUAAUUAGAAGGAAGUUGCGAAAAUAGCGUUUAGGAAGUGCUACUCCUGAUUAAUCAAAAAAAGGAACAAUAAUUCUGAGAUAAAAAACAUCAGAUGAUUUACCAAAAACAAUGCCUGAUUAAACAAGAGAUAGUCGAGAUAAAUAAGAUCAUAGUUUAAAUCAAUAAGAAACAAUGAUAGAAGAUUAAAUAAUUGAAAAAAUAUAAACUAAAUUUACUGCAGGUGUAGCAUUUUCUUGGCUUACAAAUAGACAUGAUACUAAGUAAAGUAAAUAUAUUAAUAUAUUUAUUUUAGUUUAGUUAGACCCUGAUCCUACAGAACGAUAAUAUUUGAGAAGAUCAACAGCAUUGUAAUAUGGAAAAAAUACUAUGAACAGACUUAAAUAAUAAGUAUCAAAAAAAGUAAGUGAAAAUUCAGAUGAAUUAAUAAAGAUAGGAAAUUUUAAAUUAGAACCUAAAAAAGAAAAAUAUGAUCUAAAUAAAAUCAAAGCAAAAGUUGAUUCAGGCUUAUGUAAACCUUAAUAGGCUUCCUAACCUAAAAUUAAUAUUAUUAAACGAUAAGACACUUUAGGAUAUAUCACAUCUGAAAGAAAAGAAAUUUCUGCUCUUGCAGAAAUCUAAGCAUUGAAAAGUGAUAGUAAAAUAAGAUUCUAAAAACUUUGA